AUGCGUGUACAAUCAUUGUCGAAGUUGCCUGGGUGUAGCUGGAUUGAAGUCGAGAAAAACGUUCAUGUCUUCACUGGAGGAGAUAUCAUGUCUCAUCCCGAGCAUGCAUUGAUAUUGAAGAUGGUUGAGAAAUUAGAUGGGCUCAUAAUAGAAGCUGGAUAUAGCCCCGAUGGUAGUUUUGUGUUGCAUGAUGUCGAGGAGGAGGAGAAGAUACAUAGCUUACGUCAUCACAGCGAGAAAUUGGCUGUAGCAUUUGGAAUCUUGAAGGUGCCAAAAGGUAUGCCUAUCAGGAUCAUGAAAAACCUCUGGGUAUGUGGUGAUUGCCACGCUGCUAUCAAGUUGAUAGCUAGAGUGACUGAGCGGGAGAUUGUGCCAAGAGAUGCCAAUAGAUUCCAUCAUUUUAAGGAUGGUUCAUGCUCUUGUGGGGACUACUGGUAA
Linum trigynum is the source of this 438-nucleotide messenger RNA. Lineage: Eukaryota; Viridiplantae; Streptophyta; Magnoliopsida; Malpighiales; Linaceae. The record is from the annotation of a GenBank genome assembly.